Cornus florida is the source of this 1915-nucleotide messenger RNA. Its product is annotated as protein phosphatase 1 regulatory subunit SDS22. The coding region runs from base 91 to 1500 and encodes 469 amino acids. Lineage: Eukaryota; Viridiplantae; Streptophyta; Magnoliopsida; Cornales; Cornaceae. Gene Ontology annotation, molecular function: protein binding. The record is from RefSeq and is a predicted model, not a curated record. The transcript has 10 exons.
AACAAAAAAUUCAUUUCCACUCGUGUACAUCAUUUAACUGUUGCAACAACUCAUUAGGGUUUUGCAGAGCAACAGAGAGGUCUGGACACAAUGACUGUGUUGAGCUCCAAGCAGAUAUUGCAGGACAAUAAGACUACCGACCCAGACGCCAUUACAGCUCUUGCACUCAACCACAAAGCUCUUUCUGAUGUUUCAUGCUUGAGCGAAUUCAAGAACUUAGAGAGACUCGACCUGCGCUUCAACAAUUUAUCUUCACUCGAGGGUCUGAGGUCAUGUGUCAAUUUGAAGUGGGUAUCAGUUGUGCAGAACAAGCUUCAAAGCUUGAAAGGAGUCGAAGGACUUACUAAACUCACUGUACUGAAUGCUGGAAAAAAUAAGCUUAGAUCAAUGGAAGAGGUCAGGUCGCUUGUGAACCUGCGUGCUCUGAUUUUGAAUGACAAUGAGAUUGUUUCCAUUUGCAGGCUUGAUAAUAUGAAAGAAUUAAACACUCUCGUUCUUUCUAGAAAUCCAAUCCGUGAAAUUGGUGAGUCUCUGGCUAAGAUGAAAUCAAUCACAAAGUUAUCUCUUUCUAACUGUCAACUUCAAUCCAUUGACUCUUCACUCAAGUCCUGUGUUGAGUUGAAAGAGCUCCGACUUGCCCAUAAUGAUAUCAAGACUCUCCCUGCUGAAUUGGCUCGUAAUACAAAAGUUCAGAAUUUGGACUUGGGAAAUAAUUUGAUCACAAGUUGGUCAGAUCUGAAGGUGAUUUCUUCAUUAGUUAACCUGAAAAAUCUAAAUCUGCAAGGGAAUCCUGUUGCCGAAAAAGAUAAGUUAGCCAAGAAGAUAAAAAAAAUGGUGCCGAACUUACAGAUUUUCAAUGCCAGACCGAUAAAUCAAAACAUGAAGAAUGAGAAAGGUGAUAGAGUCGAUGAUUCUUCACUUAAUAUGGAUCUUGACAAGAAGGAAUUGAAGCAUAAGAAACAGAAAAGAAAGGAACUCUUUGAGGGAAAAGAUCCUGACCACAAGGGCAAAAGUGCCAUUACUGAGAAGGAAUUAAAGAAGAAGGUGAAGGAGGUGCCACAAAAGGAAGCCAAUGAUAUUGAUGAGGAAGAAACUCCAGUUACAGAUUCUGAUAUGAAGGAAUUGAAGCGCAAGAAGCAGAAAACAAAUGUCCUCCCGAAAGAUAAAGCUUCGGAUCCUAAGGAGGUUAGUGUUACGAAUGACAAUAAAAUAAAAAGGAAAUCAAAAAAGGUGCAACAAUAUGAAGCUAAUGUCAUUGACGAUGGAGAAACUCCGUUUACGGAUCUUUUUGCUGCUGAUACCACUGAAAAUGUCCAAAGAAGUGGCGCAAACAAGACAGAUGAUAAAGCUAUUCAGGAUGUCAAUAUGGUUGAUGGCUUAGUGACCUUCCCUGUAAAGAGAAAGAAAAUCAAAAGCCGGGGCAAGGGUCAUUCUGCUCUCCAGUUGCUGUCUCCAGCUGCUGAAGUUGGAUUAGGUGGACCAUCAACAUGGGAUGAUUAGUAAAUUAUUCUCGUUGGAGGCAAUUGAUUGCUGUGUGUAUGGCUGGGCCUCUUUGGCACAUUUUAAGUUGAAGGUUGGUAACUGUUGUUUUGGGACCUUUUCGCAUAGCUUGCCUUCUUGAUUAGGCUGCUUCAGUGAGACACCUCAAAUUCUCGCUGUGAUUGAAACCCAUAUAAUGGUAGUAGAGUGUUUGUAUGGAUGGGGCAGGGCAGUCUGUGGUUUUGUUCGUUAUCCUUCGACCGGAAAAUGCAGACUGAGAGUGCAAGUUGAUUUUCAUUCAAGGAGUGCAGAAGCCCCCAUCUGAACUCUUCUUUUUCCAAGGAUUCAAUUGCUUUAAAAAAAAACUUAUGGCAAACAAAAGAAGAGGAAAUUUUGAUUUAUACUGUUGACUAGAAAGGGAUGAAUCUUUUUUCUA